This is a messenger RNA of Antechinus flavipes (yellow-footed antechinus), 3636 nucleotides long. It is a transcript of the gene MEFV, whose product is annotated as MEFV innate immunity regulator, pyrin. The transcript has 10 exons. Gene Ontology annotation, molecular function: zinc ion binding; protein binding. NCBI's taxonomy places the organism in Eukaryota, Metazoa, Chordata, Mammalia, Dasyuromorphia, Dasyuridae. Bases 54 to 2477 code for a protein of 807 amino acids. The record is from RefSeq and is a predicted model, not a curated record.
UAUUGCCUUAUUGAUGCCUAGCUUGUCGGCUCAAGCGGCAUUGACCCAGUCUUAUGGCAAAGACCCUGAGUGACCACCUGUUGCAUACCUUAGAGAGCCUGGUGGCCUAUGAUCUGGAGAAGUUCAAGUUCAAACUACAAAAUGCCAACUUGGAUAAAGAUAGAGAUCGGAUUCCCCAAGGCAGGCUUCAAGAUGCUGAUGGACCAGUGAAGCUUGCUGCACUUCUGGUCAAUUCUUAUGGGGAAAAAUAUGCCGUGAAGUUGACCCUGCAGAUUUUGCAAGCUAUCAACCAAAAUCUCCUGAUGGAGGAGCUCAGCAAAGCAAUAAACUCAGAACAUUUGACUCAAGAGUGUGUUAGAGAAAUCUUGGGAAUCUCUGCUUUCUCAAGGGAAACAGGAUCUAAGAAAUUGGAAGCUACUGUUCCUCUGAAAAGGGCAAUAAAGAAUCCAGAUGCUGAUUUGCAGGAUCCACAUGAAGCUGACACAGCUGGGCUGCAGGUUCCAGUUCUAUCCCACCAGUUGUAUGCUGGACAAGAAUGUCAGAAAAAAUUCCAGGGGGAACAGGAAGAUCAGAGGACUAUAAAAAGUUCACAUGUGACUGAAAUUCAGGAGAGACAUAGGAACAAUUCUGUGGAUCCAGAAGGCAACAGAUAUGAAUAUUCAGAAGUUGCUGUCACCUUAGGGCAAAAAGCAAAGAGGAAUCAAAAGCUUUGCUUUUUCUUGGGAGAGAAGAAAAUAGAGAAGCAUGGAUUUGGUGCAUCUUUAGGAGAGCAAAAUUACUACUCAAAUCAAAAAUUGGUGAAUAAGAGAACUGGGAAUCCAGAAAUUGCUAUGUUCUUGGAGGAAAAGGCAGUACUCCUUGAAUCCCAGGGGGAAAAAAUACUUGUGAAUGUGGAUACUUCCCUAUCUUCAGGAAAGAAAGAACCUAAGAGUCCUGGAAACCAGUAUUUAAAAGAAAAUUCUGAAGAUGAACUGACACUGACCAGGACACCUAUUGAAGCCUUCAACAUCAGACGGAGCACAGGAGCUCCUGUCAGAGCAGCAUCCCUGAGGAAAAUGCAGGAAUCAUGUUCGGUUUGUCAGGACAUGGUGCGAAAACCGGCAAGGAAUUCCUGUAGUCACGACAUCAGAUACCAAUGCAAUAAUGGGUAUAAUGUCUGUCUCAAAUGCAAGAUCAUGUUUUCUAAGAAUUUCCAACAGAGCAAGAGUCUAGGAAACAUACCCACUGAUUUCCAGGAGCCACUGCAAAGUCCUGGUUCCACACCUCAUUGUGAACACCACCCAAAGCAGCUCCAACUACUGUUCUGCAAGGAUCAUGGAAAAACCAUUUGUCUCAACUGCAGUAUUUCCCCGGAGCACAAAGGUCACCGAAUACUCACCAUAGAGGAGGUUGCUCAAAGCUAUAAGGAACAAAUUCGGAGUCAUCUGGAGCAUCUUAAGAAAGUAAGAGAAGCAGCUAAAGAGAAGAAAUCACAAGGAGAUGAGAAAAUGGCAGUCUUCCUGAACAAGACAGAAACUCAGAAGGAGCAGAUUUUGUCCCGACUGAUGCAGGUGCAUCAGUUUUUAGAGGAACAAGAGCAACUCUUCCUGGCCUGGAUGGAAGAACUAUCCAGAAACAUCAUCAGGAGCAAGGAAGAGUACAACAUUAAAGCAUCCCAGGAAAUCUCCCUUCUUGAAGAGCUGAUGGAGGAAUUGGAAGAAAAACAGAAACAGUCAGCAUGGGAACUCCUGCAGGACAUAAGAGUCACCCUGAUGAGGGCAGAAUGGAUGAUUCUUCCUAAAGAGUGGGCUGUGUCUCCUGAGUUGAAAGAGAAAGUCCACAUUAUCUUCUGGAAAUCAGAGUGUAUGCAGAAGAGCAUGAGGAAAUUCAUAGAGAGUCUGCAAUCAGAAAUGGAAACAUUCAAAAUUUUACAGCUGAGAGAAGUCCAACUGUAUACAGCUAAUGUGACUCUGGAUCCAGAAACAGCACAUCCUCAACUUAUCAUAUUUAAUGAUCAAAAAAGUGUGAGACUUGGGAAGAAAUGUCAGAAGUUGCCUAAUGUCCCACAAAGAUUUGAUAAUUCUCUCUUUGUUCUGGGAUCUCCAAGUUUUGUCUCAGGGAAACGGUAUUGGCAAGUAUAUGUGGGAGACAAGACUAUGUGGACAUUGGGAGUUUGCAAAAAUUCUGUUAACAGAAAAGGGAGUAUAGCCUUUUCACCAGGAAAUGGGUAUUGGUUGGUAAUGAUGACAAAAAAGAAUGAGUACAGUGCCUCCACCGUUCCACCAACCCCUCUCUCUUUGGGAGAGCCCCCAAGAUGUGUGGGAAUUUUCCUGGAUUAUGAAGCUGGAGAUAUUUCCUUUUACAAUGUGACUGCCAGAUCCCACAUAUAUACGUUCCCUUUCUCUGGUUCUUCCUCUGAUCCUCUUCGACCUGUCUUCAGCCCUGGUUUGCAUGAUAGAGGCAAAAACACAGAUCCUCUGUCCAUCUGUCUAUUGUAGAUAGAAUAAAAGAAGUUUAGCUAGCAUCCAUGCUAUUGAACAUGAAUCUACUCAGGUGAUUUCAUGCUCUUUAUAACAUUUUAAAAUCUCAUUUAUGGAGUAAACACACAUAUCUUACUUUGUCUUUUGGUUAUCACUAUGCUUGCUUUUAACCUUCCUCUUAGACUUUAUACUCUUUACAAGCAGAAACUCUGUCCUAUUCAAUUCUAUAUUCCCCAUAGCACUGUGAAUAAAGACUUGUAUAGUUGGUGCUAAAUAAAUGUUUGUUGAAUAAAUGACCAGCCUCAGUUUCUUCUGAAAGGGACUUAGCUGUAAUAAUUAAAAAAGUUUGGAACUGGUUGAAAAAUAGAGAUUUCAAAAGCCAACAAACCUAGAGUAUUUGAUAAAAACCCAAAGGCCUCAGCUACUGAGUUAAAAAGUCACUAUUUGACCAAAACUGCUGGGAAAACUGGGAUAUAGCAGAAAUUAAGUUAAGAUAAAUGCUAAAUGAAUAUAUAACCUAAACAUAAAAGGUUAUAUCAUAAACAAAUUAGAGGAACAAAGUAAAAAUGGCCUUUCAGAGCUGUGGAAAGGGAGAGAGUUCAUGAUUAGCUAAGGGACAGAGAAGAUGACAGAUGAUAAAAUGGACAAUUUUGGUUAUAUAAAAUUUAACAAAUUUUGCACAAAUAAAGCCAAUGCAGUUAAGAUGAAACAGGAACUAGAAAACUAGGAAAAUUUUUGUAGCAAUUUUUAAUUCCAAAAUAUAUAAGAUACUGAGUCAAAUAUAUGAGUAAGAGUUACUUCAAAUUGUGGUACAGUGGCUGUUACUGUGUUGUUACAAAUUAUUGAUAUGAGGAAUUCAGAAAAACAUUGAAAUAUUUACACAUCUGAUAUAGAACAAGUUAAGCAGAGACAAAAAACUAUUUGUAUGUAUACAUAUAUUAUACACACAUAUAAUAUACUCUCUCUAUAUAAUGUGUUACAUAUACAUAUAUCCACACACAUACAUGUAUAUACAUACCCACACACAUAGAGCUAUAACAAUGUAAAUCAAAAGAUCACAAAACUAUCAAAAGUGAAUGUUGUAAAAUGACAAAGAAGAAGUAUGGGAAAAUAUUCCUUUGUGGAGGAGUAUUUUCUCACUCAAGAUUGCUUUAGCUUUAUCUGAGAAAUUUGUUAU